UCACAGCUGUUAGUCCAGCACGUCUUCCUCCUGCAGGCUAAACAUCACAUCACUCCUGCAACAAAACACUCCUCUGAAACAAAGCGAGCAAGAGAACAGAGACGAUGGGAUUUUAAACUGAAGCCUCGACAUGAAGACACACUUUUAAUAGUUUGUAUUAUUUCUUUUAUUACUGUGCUCAGUGGGACAAGUUUACAAUAUUGCACUGGAUGCUGAGAUGCGCAGAAAGUGACAGGGGUCCUAUCUCUUCUAAAGUCCUCAACGAGUUAGAAAACGCCAUGAAAGACGACUUUGCAGACGAGGAGGAAGUACAGUCUUUUGGAUACAAGAGGUUCGGGAUCCAGGAGGGCACCCAGUGCACUAAGUGUAAGAAUGAAUGGGCGCUGAAGACCUCCAUAGCUCUGCUCUAUGUGCUGUGUACUCUCCUCACCAUCGCUGUUGCUGUGCUUGGAUAUAAAGUGGUGCAAAGAGUUGACAGUGUUUCUGAGGGUAUUGCAAACUAUGGAGGAAAGAUAGUAGCUGUUGAGACUCAUUUGAAAAAGCUCGAUGAUCAAGCAGGAGAGAAGUCGGAGAAUACCACCACGGAGAUCCAGGCUUUCAAGAACAACAUCUGGACUCUCCAGAGGCAGCUGUCUGCGGUGGAGGAACGCAUCCAGAGCGAUCAAGUUAAGCUGAGUCAGCUGCAGAGCGUUGGCUCAGACAUCCAGAGCAACCAGGGCUCCAUUCAGGGAUUGCUGGUUAGCAACACAGCCACCUUGCACUAUGUUAACGGCACCCUGCAGUCGUACGGCGGCGUCAUCGGCGGUCUGCAGGAUGACACGGUCCGGCUGCAGAGGGAGCUCCAGCAGCAGGUGAAACUUCAGGACCAAGCGCUGCUCAGCAUCAGCAGCCUCAACUUCACCCAGGCACAGCAGAGAGGCCUCAUCGCCGUUCUGCAGCGCUCGGUGGACGACACCAGCCAGGCCAUCCAGAAAAUGCGCAAUGACUUUCAGAGCCUGGAGCAGGCGGCCCGGCAGGCGCGCUCUGAUACCGAUUGGCUUCGUGGUAAGGUGGAAAACCUGCAGGUCAUGGCCAGUAACGCCUCGGCUCUCGCAAAAGCCAACAACGACAGCCUAGAGGAGGUGGGAUCGCAGCUCACUUUUAUGACCAACGAGCUUCAGAACACCAGCAGCCUGGCUGACGCUCACGACCAGACGCUGAGGGAGAUUAUGGACCAGCAGAGGGACUUCGGCAACCUCACAUCCACCAAGUUUGACCGGCUGGAGGUGCGGCUGGAUGAGUCGGAGCAGAGCAUGGACCGCGUGACCGGCAACAUCAGCUUCACCACGCAGCUCCUGGGCGCCAUCAACCUCAACCUGAACGACCUGCGGACUUGUUCCGAGACCGUCGGCCGCCACUCGGAUUUCCUGGUGAACCUCAACAGCAGCGUGACGGACAUGAGCACAGAUGCUGCCAGUCUGAGGUCCCAGCAGGAAGUGCUUGCGGCGCGUGUGGACAAGGAGGUCACCACCCUCUCUAUUGUCAUGGAGGAGAUGAAGCUGGUGGACACCAAGCACUCCCAACUCAUAACCAACUUCACUAUUUUACAGGGUCCCCCUGGUCCCAGAGGGCCAAGAGGGGACAAAGGACCUCAGGGAACGACUGGUCAGACUGGCCAGAAGGGCGAGAAAGGCGAAAAGGGUGGUCCAGGGAUACGAGGAACCCGAGGAGAGCAGGGUUACCCAGGACAACCAGGUCUGCCAGGGCUAAAAGGCCUGCCAGGCGUACCCGGCAGCCCCGGAUCUAAGGGCUCCCGAGGGUCAGGGGGAAGGGCCGGACCUUCUGGAUCUAAAGGAGAGCCGGGUACUGCCGGUCUGCCUGGAAGAGAUGGACAGCCCGGUCCUCAGGGGGCACAGGGCCCACCGGGUAUCAGAGGCGCAAUGGGGCCGGUUGGUGAGCAGGGGCCAAGGGGACUGCCGGGACAAGUGGGGCCUCCGGGGCCUCCAGGGACAUCAGGUCUACCAGGGAUGCCAAUCCAGGCUCAGUUAAGUCCUUUGGGACCGGUGUCUCUGCAGGAUGAGGCAGUACCUCCGACACUGUGGGCACCAGGAUGCCCUUUUGAGUGGGCAAACUACAGAGACAAGUGCUACUUUUUCUCCAAAGACUUGCACAGUUUUGAUGAAGCAAAAGCAACCUGUGAAUCAUCGUCUGCAUCUUUGUUGAUCAUCAGUGAUAUGGAGGAACAGAAAUGGCUGAAGAAGCACACCGUUGGAAAGGGCUACUUCUGGAUGGGUCUGACCGACCGGGAGGAGGAGAACGUUUGGCGCUGGCUGGACGGGACUGAACCUGCUUUCACGAAGUGGAAGCCAGGUCAGCCUGACGACUGGGGCCACGGGCAUGAAAUAGGAGAAGACUGUGCAGGGCUCAUCCAUGAGGGACUGUGGAAUGAUUUCUUCUGUGAAGAUCUCAUAAGCUACAUCUGUGAGAAGGAAAUGGAGACCUCAAUGUUGCCCGUAUCGUAGCGAUGUGUUGAAAGGGAGCUUGCAGUGAGCAGCUAGACUUCCCCCAUGUGGCUCUGGUCCACCGACACGGCACAUGGAGAGUCCGUACGGAGAGAGAGCAAAGGGACAAUUUUGAAACGAGCCCAGGGCUGCAGCGGCGAAUGCUGAAGAGACGCCUUUCUCCUCCAAAGUGAACCCAGUCCAACAUUACCAGCAAGUGCAAUACAGCAGGGCAAUCACAGGAGGGAGGACUUUUAUUUUUAAGGUACCAAAUCACCAAUGAUUUAUAUAUAUAUAUAUAUAUAUAAAUAUUUUUAUGGUUAUUUGAAAUACAUUUUAUAAAACUGUAUUCCACGUGCAACUGAAUAUCUGAAUGUAUAUUUCAUAAUGCAAGUUUUAUAGGAUAAAUUCUAUGAAGCCAAGUGGACUCACCGUAGUGCUUUUCAUCACAUAUAACUGUCUUAAAAAUGAAAAGGUGCAAAAUGAUGCGCAAAAAACAUGAAAUGUCGCUGAUGUGCUAUCUUUGAGGAACCUGUUAUCUAACCUCAUGAAUGUCUAUAUAGCAUUUUCACUUAUACGAGUAGAAUCAAAUGAAAUAUUUACACAGAAAUAUGUCACAGUCAGUUUACAGUUUAAUACUCUAUGUAUGAUACAGUUUUUUUUUGUGAUUAUGAGAUUUAUUUUUCACUAUUACAGGCGUACAUAUGUUUAUGAAUCUGUGGAUCCUACCUACAAAUAUAAAAAUGUGCCAUUUUCUGCACUCAGGUACUGUUUCCUGUUAAGAAAAACACUUGAGUUUAAACAACACUACGAAAGAUGAAGGAAACACUCACAAAUAAAUAUGUAAAAAACA
Sebastes umbrosus (honeycomb rockfish) is the source of this 3333-nucleotide messenger RNA. RefSeq names its product collectin-12-like. The record is from RefSeq and is a predicted model, not a curated record. Gene Ontology annotation, molecular function: pattern recognition receptor activity; low-density lipoprotein particle binding. NCBI's taxonomy places the organism in Eukaryota, Metazoa, Chordata, Actinopteri, Perciformes, Sebastidae.